GACGCAGCCGCCUAGGCCAGUGUUGUCCGCGGCGCCGAGGCGUAGCCAUGAGACGCGCGCUCUGCCGUGCCUGACCGGUUACUUUAGUUGGUGUGCCGACGCCCGCCCCCGAUCGUCUGACCGCGCUCAGGAAAGAUGGCGCCUGCCAGUGGCUGCUGCGCAUUCCAGGAGCCCAUGAAGAUUCCCAUCGACCUCAGUAGCCAGUCAGACAUCCUCAAAGGUCCUGAGCUGAUACGUGUGUCCAAAUUCUACAAGGAGAGCAAGGAGGGCAAGUUCGUCAGCUUCUUAGAUGAGGACGUCCGGACCCUGUACGACUCAUUCAGAAAAGGCGCCAAGGAAUCAAAUAAUGGACCAUGCCUUGGAUGGCGUGAGGGACCCAACAGACCAUAUCAGUGGCUUAAUUACAAUGAAGCUCUCCUUAGAGCUAAAAAUUUGGGUUCAGGGUUGGUGGCCUUGGGACUGACACCUUCACCAACAACAUUUGUUGGUAUCUACAGUCAGAACUGCCCUGAAUGGAUUAUAACAGAGCAGGGUGCAUAUUGCUAUUCAAUGGUGAUAGUACCUCUUUAUGAUACUUUGGGACCUGAUGCUUGUGCUUAUAUAAUCAAACAAGCGGAAAUAAAUUUAGUUAUAUGUGAGGAUGACGCAAAAUGUAAUAUGCUGUUGGAUCGAUCACCACGUUGUUUAAGGAAAUUAAUAGUAAUCAAAGAGGUUCGGCCAGCUACAAAUCAGAGGGCAAAAAACAGGGGUGUAGAAAUAAUUCGCUUUGAAGAGGUUGAGAAACUUGGAGCCCAGAAAGAUAACAGAGAGCAGCCACCAAAGCCAACUGACCUCUGCACAGUAUGCUACACAUCUGGGACAACAGGUAGUCCCAAGGGUGUAAUGCUGACUCAUUCAAAUGUUGUAGCUGCAGUGUGUGCUGUAAUCCUGCAGUUAGGAGAUCACCGGCCAAAUUGCAAUGACAUCAUGAUAUCUUUCUUACCUUUGGCACAUAUGCUAGAACGAUGCUGUGAGAAUGGCAUGUAUCUGGUUGGUGGUGCUGUUGGUUUUUACACUGGAGAUAUUCGAAGACUGUCAGAUGACUGCAAAGCACUUCAUCCAACAGUAAUGCCUGCAGUUCCACGCUUACUAAAUCGCAUCUAUGACAAAGUGAUGGCUGAAAUAAGUGGUUCAUUAAUUAAGAAAUUGUUAUUCAAUAUGGCACUGAGAACAAAGGAAAGUGAAAUUAAAAGGGGAGUCAUUAGGCGGAAUAGCAUCUGGGACAAACUUGUCUUCAGAAAGGUGCAAGAGCAAGUUGGUGGCCGUCUGCGACUCAUGCUUGUUGGCUCUGCACCACUUGCUGGUAAUGUGCUCACAUUCAUUCGCUGUGCCCUCGGUUGCCUAGUAGUGGAGGGCUACGGGCAGACAGAGUGCUCUGCACCAGUAACUCUGACUGUACAAGGUGAUCACGUUCCAGACCAUGUAGGGCCUCCAGUUGCCUGCUGCUGUGUCAAAUUAGUGGAUGUGCCUGAGAUGGAGUAUUAUGCAUCAAAUGGCCAAGGAGAGGUUUGUGUCAAAGGCACAAAUGUUUUUCUAGGCUACUACAAGGAUGAAGAGAAAACAAAUGAAACAGUUGACAGUGAUGGAUGGCACCAUACUGGCGAUGUUGGACAAUGGCUGCCAAAUGGCACACUGAAGAUUAUUGAUAGGAAGAAACAUAUAUUUAAAUUGUCACAGGGAGAAUAUAUAGUUCCCGAAAAAAUUGAAAAUACUUACAUUCGAAGCCAGUAUGUACAGCAAGUAUUUGUUUGUGGCGAAUCUCUAAAGUCAUGCAUAGUGGCAGUUGUUGUUCCUGAUGUUGAUGUUAUAAAAUGCUGGGCUCUUGAAAAUGGAAUACCAGGAACCUUUUCUGUGCUAUGCAGCCACCCAGAAGUUAAAAAGCUAAUUUUUGAUGAUAUGAUCUCAUGGGGCAAGGAAGCAGGCCUCAAGUCCUUUGAACAGGUUAAAGAUGUGUAUUUGCAUCCUGAUCCAUUUUCUGUACAAAAUGGUUUAUUAACACCAACACUGAAGAGUAAACGACCUCAGCUGAAGGCUUACUUCAAACCUCAAAUUGAAGAUAUGUAUGCAAAACUCGCGUAGACAUUUCAUUUAAAAAGUUAAUAAAACUGAUCAAGUUAUGAACCUGAGAAGGUGAUACUGAUACCAUGUAAGAAUCAUGGGAAUAUGUUUCUACAUUUUUCUUGAAUAUAUUUAUUUCCAUUAUUUAUAAUAUAUUUAAAGAUCAUAAAACAAUGUGAUAAGUUUUUCAUGAGAACAAAAACUACAUUUUUUUGUGAAAAGAUGGAUCUACUAACUGUGACUAUUAUUUCGUGAGACUUGUGAAUAUGAUAAAUGAAUGUGGAUGUCUGAAAGAAAAGUGCAUAUGAUCUUGGAAUGACAAAAAUGUUAAGAAACAGCAUUCAUCCUGUUAACGAUUUAAUGUUCUGAAUGAUCAUGUGUAAUUUAUUACUGCUAGUUAAAAAACUUCACAAGUGAGUGGCUGAUUCUUUUAAAAAAAUCUGCAUCUAAGCUCUUAAUUGCAAUUUCAUUUGUAGAAAAUAAUGUUUACACACAUUGUUUUUUAUUUAAAAAGAAGAUACUUUUUAAUUGUUUAACAUACUUCAGCUUUAGAACAAAACAUUUUUAUAGUUAAAAUGGUUUAUUUAAAGAUGUGUUCUGUUGUAUACAUGUGUAAUAUAGUGAUUGUUACAUCUUUUUUUGUAUUUGUUGUAUUCACUUGCAAAUUUCAAAUGGUUCAGUUGUGUGUGGUUUAAAAAAAAGCUCUUAGGUAAAGUUUAGUUCUAUUUAGUACUGCAAUUCCUAUAAUUAAAGACCAUCAUCUUGAUUAUAAUCUCAAAAUAUUGUCAGUAUUUACUCAAUGAGAAUGAUGUUUGUGCAAACAUGCACUAAACACAAAUAGGUACUGAAGUUGUUUUAAACUUCGUUAAAUAUAUUUUUUUUUUCCUUCUGCUGUCAGAUAUGUGAAUUACUGAUGUUACUGCAUGUGCCUUUCUAAUACUUAACACAAUAUAUGAUUGUCAAAAAAAUUACACCAAGUCAGAUCAGUG
Messenger RNA from Schistocerca piceifrons (Central American locust), 3086 nucleotides. Its product is annotated as long-chain-fatty-acid--CoA ligase 1. Gene Ontology annotation, molecular function: long-chain fatty acid-CoA ligase activity. Gene Ontology annotation, biological process: long-chain fatty acid metabolic process. NCBI's taxonomy places the organism in Eukaryota, Metazoa, Arthropoda, Insecta, Orthoptera, Acrididae. Gene Ontology annotation, cellular component: endoplasmic reticulum; membrane. The record is from RefSeq and is a predicted model, not a curated record. The coding region runs from base 136 to 2118 and encodes 660 amino acids. The transcript is spliced from 12 exons.